CAUUCAAAUUGCGUCUCCGUUGGCUCCUUCCGUGUUGUCUAGUGUAGCAAACAACGAAAGAGAAGUUUGAGAAAUAGGGAGUAGCGAAAAGAAGUGAAGAGUCAAAAGGUGGUCGGGCGCAAAGCCGCAAAGGGUGGUGGCGGCCUCAAGGGUGGUGGUGGCGGCCUCAAGGGUGGUGGUGGCCUCAAGGGUGGUGGCGGCGGCAGUGUAUAGUUUAAACAGUUUGGGCAAGAAUAAUGGAGGGAGGGCAGUAUCUCGGAGAAAUCUCCGCUCUUUGCUUCCUUCACGUCCCCUCCCAUUUCUCUUCUCUUCCUUAUCUCCUUGCUGGCUCAGGAUCCCAGAUCCUACUUUUUGAUGUAAAUCUUGGUCGACAAAUACGAUCGUUUUGCGUGUUUGAAGGAGUUCGUGUUCAUGGAAUUGCUUCUGGCUUAAGCGAGGAAAAUGCAUUAUCUUCAUCUGUUACUUUUAAAGUUGUUAUUUCAGGGGAGAGGAGAGUAAAACUGUUUAGCUUGCGCUUUCAGCUGGGGUCUCUAGAUAAACCAGGUGUUAGAACAGACCUAACUUUUUUACAGCUGUUGCCAAGAUUUUCUCACUGGGUCCUGGAUUUUGGUUUUUUAGAGGAUGGUCUAUCUUCUUCCGAAGAAGGAUUUCGUUAUCUUGCAGUUGGCUGUAAUGAUAAUUCUGUUCAUAUUUGGGAUGCCCUGACUUCAAGUUUUAUUUUUGAAGCUAUAUGUCCAGAGAGAUGCCUUCUGUACUCUAUGAAGAUCUGGGGUCGUGAUUUUAGAGCUCUCCUUAUUGCCUCUGGUACUAUUUUUAAUGAGAUCGUUGUAUGGAAGUUGGUUCAAAAAAAUAGGAAACAACCUCCAACAGAUGUUGGACAAGACCCCGAUAGCGUUUUUGAAGAUAUGCACCCUCUUGAUUGUCUCCACUAUGAAGUUGACAUUAUUUCCAAACUUGCUGGCCACCAGGGUUCUAUAUUUUACCUAUCAUGGUCUAGUGAUGGAACCAAGCUUGUAUCUGUGUCUGAUGAUCGUAGUGCUCGAAUGUGGAUUACCAAUGCUGAAAUGGACAUGACUGAUGAUUUGACAAAAUUACAUGGCCAUUACUCGGCUGGUCCCGUGUUGUUUGGUCAUGGUGCAAGGAUUUGGGAUUGCUGCAUAUCUGACUCAUUUAUUGUCACUGCUGGAGAGGAUUGUUCAUGCCGUGUAUGGGGAUUGGAUGGAAAAGAGCUAAGAGUUAUUAAGGAGCAUAUAGGGAGGGGUAUAUGGCGAUGUCUCUAUGAUCCAAAUACUUCACUUCUUGUUACUGCUGGGUUUGAUUCUGCAAUCAAAGUCCACUGUUUGCAUUCUUCAUUCUCUGCAGUCUCAGGUGAAUCUAUCAAAGGGGUCAAGGAAAGAGAAGCAGAGGUCUUCAGAGUUUGCAUUCCAAACUCAUCAGGUCAAAGCAUGCUUAUGGACAGCAAGAGUGAAUAUGUACGCUGUUUGAAAUUCGCCCGCAAGGAUAUGAUCUAUGUUGCAACAAACCAUGGUUACUUGUACCAUGCUAAAUUAUCUGAGAGUGGAACUGUGCAAUGGACUGAACUUAUCAGAAUCACUGAGGAGGUCCCAUUAAUUUGCAUGGAUUUGUUUUCCAGAAAUCUGUCUGAGUUCGAGGAUUGGAUUUCUGUUGGUGAUGGUAGAGGAAUCGUGAAAGUCAUAAAAGUCGUAUUCCGUGAUGGUGCUCCUCAAGUAGCAGUCAGAAUAUCAUGGUCUGCUGAAAUGGAAAGGCAGCUCUUAGGAGUAUAUUGGUGCAAGGCACUUGGAAGUGGGUUCAUUUUCACAUCUAACCCAAGGGGUUUGGUGAAGCUAUGGAAGCUGUCUGAUUCUGUAUCUCAUGAUGCUGUGAGAAAUUGUGAUGUGUAUCUAGUUGCAAGUUUCAUGUCACCUUUUGGUGCAAGGAUAAUGUGUCUGGAUGCCUCGGUUGAGGAAGAGGCAUUGGUUUGCGGGGAUUUGCGUGGUAAUCUUAUUUUGUUUCCUUUGUCAAAGAGGAUUCUGCAUGAUAGUUCUAUACUCUCCAUUGAGAUGACACCUUUAACAUAUUUCAAAGGAGCUCACGGGAUAUCUACUGUGUGCAGCAUAUCAAUUGUCAGACUCACCUCCAGUUUGGUUGAAAUUUGCUCGACUGGAGGUGAUGGGUGCAUAUGCUAUCUGGAAUAUAACAGAGAUCAACAAACUGUUGAAUUUGUGGGAAUGAGACAUGCUAAGGAAUUAAGCCUCGUUCAGUCUUUCUGUUCUUACCGUUCUUCCCCGGAUGAUUCAGCAAAUAUCAGCUAUGCAGUUGGUUUCUCAUCAACAGACUUUUUGAUAUGGAAUUUACUCUCUGAAACUAAGGUACUGCAAGUUAAGUGUGGGGGAUGGCGCCGUCCUCAUUCUUAUUAUGUUGGUCAGACACCUGAAAUCUGCAGCGGCUUUGCAUAUGUUAAGGAUGAGAUAAUCUACGUUCAUAGAUACUGGAUACCAGAUGGUGAAAUGAAGAUAUUUCCGCGUAAUUUGCACUUACAAUUCCACGGGAGAGAGAUCCACUCCUUAUGUUUUAUCCCGGAUGAUGUUCAAUGUGCAACACAUUUUCUUCAUCCUAAAUUAAGCUGGGUUGCUACUGGAGGUGAAGAUGGUACAGUGAGGUUGACUAGGUAUAAUCAUGGUACUGGUAAGUGGGCCUUGUCCAAUUUACUUGGGGAACAUGUUGGAGGUUCAGCUGUGAGAUCAUUAUGUUUCGUGUCAAAGAUAUAUUCGGCGGAAACUAAAAUCAUUGAAGCAACUGAUGGGACUGGUGGGGCCAAUAAUUCCUUGGACAAAAUCGAGAAUCCAUGCUUGCUAAUUUCUGUUGGGGCUAAACGGGUGCUAACUUCAUGGUUAUUAAAAAAAAGUCAAAGAAUUGAGGGAGAUGUAUCUGCUGAUGGCUUAGAAAAGAAAUGUGACAGCCAUAAGUCUUCACCAGGACAUAUGUCUUCAAUGUCAUUCAAGUGGCUGUCUUCCGACAUGCCAGUCAAAUGCGUUCGCACUAAAAAAAAGGCUCAAAGUGAUGGAAACUUAGCCAGACCAUCAGAUGAAGUUCCUGGUUCCGAAGCUGUUUCAUCCUCUAUGGAGAUAGGUCUAAAGCAACAUGGAGAUGCACAAGAUAAUGAUUGGAGAUAUCUAGCUGUUACUUCUUUUCUUGUUAAUAAUGCCAAGUCAAGGUUUACUGUGUGUUUUGUUGUUGUUGCUUGCUCUGAUGCUACUCUAACGCUGCGGGCACUAGUUCUUCCAUAUCGGUAUUGGUUUGAUGUUGCAUCUUUGGCUCCCCUGUCAUCCCCUGUUCUGGCUUUACAGCAUGCUGUAGCUCCUCUUUGCCAACUCUAUCAAGGUAAAAUGAUGACCAAGAACAUAUAUAUCAUUAUUAGUGGAUCAACUGAUGGAAGUAUUGCCUUCUGGGAUGUUACUGAAAGCAUUGAAGCGUUUAUGCAGCGAGUAUCAUCGCUUCACUUGGAAAAGUCUAUUGAUUUUCAAAAACGACCACGCACUGGUAGAGGUAGCCAAGGUGGUCGCUGGUGGAAAUCUGUUGAUGCACAUAAAGAAACAUCUGCAGAUUCUGUGGCAUUGAAAGACAAAAUUGUCUCUAAUAAAGAUGCUGUUGAUGAAUCACCAGAAAUAAUGAUCUUAAAGGGGAAGGAAUUAUCUGGUAACAUAGAAAUAGCUUCCUCUAAAUCUGGGGAAUGUUUUGAAGAUUCUUGUGACGGGGUUUCUGAAAUAAAAGCAUUUCAUAUCUUGCAUAAUAUUCACCAAUCUGGUGUCAAUUGUCUGCACCUUUGUUGUCGAAAUCUUGGAAAUGGUUCUCCGUACAGCAUCGUGAGUGGGGGGGAUGACCAAGCACUUAGUUUUCUGCAAUUUGUUGUGACACCAUCUCCGUCAAGAUCAAAUUUGGACCAUAUGGGAAAAGAAGGUGAUACAAUAUCAAAAUCAGGAAGCCCUGAACGCACUAUCCAGUUUGGCUCAAACCAAAGUUAUUCAAUCAAAUUCUUAUAUCAGAACAAAGCCAUAGCUGCUCAUAGUUCUGCCGUAAAAGGUGUAUGGACAGAUGGGAUCUGGGUCUUCUCUACCGGUCUUGAUCAAAGAGUAAGGUGCUGGAAGAUCCAAGAGCAUGAUAAUCUAACGGAGUAUGGUCAUUUUAUUACUAGUGUGCCAGAGCCAGAAGCUUUAGAUGUCAGAGCCUGUGGAGGGAAUUGUUAUCAGGUUGUUGUAGCAGGUAGAGGAAUGCAAAUGGUUGAGAUCACUUUAUGUUCUAAAAAGGAUGAUCAAUGAUUGAACUGGUUCGUUCCUUGAGCAAAACCCUAAUUGACUGCAGUUUGGCUGGGGUAUUUCUGAUUAUGAUAUCAGGAUGUUUGAAAUUUAUUUGUCCUUUCACCUGCUAGUCCCAGUGGGUCAAAGCUGCCAUAUGGGUACAGAGGUUCAAUGACCUCACCUAAAGUCCCAUCUUCAACCCGAAAACUUGGACUGCACCCAUAAGGAAGACCUGGCAAACUCAGAUGGCCAAGAUGCUUUGUGCCUGGAUCAAGCUUGAAUUGCCCAGGUAGUCGAGACCACUGUCACUGAGGAUUUGGGAACCAGCCUUGAACCAAACUUCGCCGAGGUUUCUGAGUCAGUUGAUAAUCCUGAUGAUGUGUCCCAUCCAUAGUCAACGGGUGAGGUAAGAUGGGAGUUCACCAGAGGACGGACCUAGUUACUUGACACAACCUGGGCCGUAGCAUGGUCUUACUUGACCUGAUUUUGCUAUUGCUUUGAACAACAGCUUAAAUGGCUCUAGUUUUGAGUUCCAACUUCCAAGGGGUGCCUUCCUUGAAAAUGGGGCUGAGAGAGCCAUGGUUGCCAUUGGUUUACAGUUUUGAAAGGGGAUUUUGUUGUUGGGAUUGGAACAUUUAUUUGAUGAUUGCUGUGCUACUAAGCUGACGCGUUAUAUGCAAUUCAGGGAGGUCUAGUAUUCUAUUCUAUGUGCUAUGUGCUAUGUGCUAUGUGGAUAUGAGAAUGUAAAUCACAUACUAUCUUUUUGGCCAAUGAAUGAAUGUGUUAAGGAACUUUUCGUCUUCCUAAGUGCUGUUCCUGCUCAGUGAUUUUUCUUCUUCCUAA
Molecule: messenger RNA, 5138 nt
Organism: Spinacia oleracea (spinach)
Lineage: Eukaryota; Viridiplantae; Streptophyta; Magnoliopsida; Caryophyllales; Amaranthaceae
Exons: 21
Coding region: 237-4316 (1359 amino acids)
Biological process (GO): tRNA methylation
Cellular component (GO): cytoplasm
Molecular function (GO): protein binding
Source: RefSeq, a predicted model, not a curated record